Molecule: messenger RNA, 1728 nt
Organism: Peronospora farinosa
Lineage: Eukaryota; Oomycota; Peronosporomycetes; Peronosporales; Peronosporaceae
Source: the annotation of a GenBank genome assembly
AUGGCAAGACAAAAAAAAGUUCAAGAUUGUGCCGAGAUGUUGCAAUACUUUGAGAAACAAGACGUGUCUCCAAAACCUUUUGCACUUUUGACUGCGUUUAGUGCCUUUUGUGAAGCAAAAAAGUUUGAGUAUGCGUUGGGUAUGUUUGAGACUUUGUAUAAGGGUAGCGUCACUCUAGAUCCAUGGGUGUUUGGGUGGGCACUGGAUGCAGCUACUGCCUUGGACCAACAUGAACUAAUUGCUAGUAUCUUUCAACGCUUAUUGAAAGUUGGAAGAGAAGGAGAAGAAGACUUUGAAAUUGCUGCAAACCUUGAGGUGAAUGCAAGUAAUUGCAUCGUAUCCGAGAUGCUGCAUGAUGUGCAUGAUCGUGGAGUACCAAUGUCAGAAUUUGCACUACGAGCGCUUGUGAGUUUUGCAGACAAGGCAUACAAGUCUGACUUGGCACUAGUUGCUGUGUCCAUGAUGCAGGAUAGAGGGAUAGCACUUUCGAGUGAGCUUUAUAGCAAUGUAUUGAAGGCUUGUGGCAAGAAUGAACGGUGGAGUGAUGUCCUGGAUGUUUUUGAAGUCGUGCCCGAAGACAUGUAUAUGGAACUAAGUGGUUCCGCUUUGGGCUCCGUCGUUAUGGCACUUGCCAAAAGUGGGGACGAGGAGCUAAUUGAAGUAGGGCUUGACUUAUUUAACGAUCAUCCAUCGAAAUGGUUUGGAUAUGCGUGCAACGCCGCCAUGGAGGCACUCUUACAGACCAAACAGUUUGAUGAAAUUCUCGCUCUAGCGAACGAAAUGAAAAAUUAUCGGCUCAGGUGGAGCCCGUUCACGUACAGAAUGGUGGUGGUGGCGCUAAUUCGCAAUGGGUCCAUAGAGGAGGCAAGACGAGUGCUACAUACCAAUGCAAAGCGCAUGCAGAAUGAUAGUGCAGCUUGUUACGGCGAGCUUAUUGACUACUAUGCACAGACGCGUGGAGAUGCCAUCGAGGCUCUUCAUCUUUGCGAAGAGAUGCUGCUGACAAACUGGCACAUACAGUUUACAGACUGGUGUACUGCGUUAAAUCUCACGCAUGAUCUUCCACAUCAUCCAGCGUCCUGGCGUGUGCGCAAGCAAUUGUGGCUGCGUGCUGAGUCUUUUGGGCAGAAGUUUGAACAAAAGAUCCCUUACAAUUUGCUGGUACUCCCCCAACAAACAAGCACACGAAAUCAAGUCCUUCUAGUCGACGGCGCGCAAACGACACAAAACGUAUCGCCAGAACCUGUAGACGUAUCAUUUGGGCUAGAAGUGCUCAAUGAUUUUCGGUCAGCUAACGGAUCAGGUCUAACGAGUAUUAUUGCCACGAAGCUGCUUGAGACGAUGGCAAAUCAUAACUGCAUUGACGAGUGUUUGGAGAUGUUGGACUUUUUCGAGGAACAAAAGGUAUAUCCGAAGCCGACGGCCCGUAUGGCUGCAUUCAAGGCGUUUUGUGCCUCAAAGGAGGACGGUCAAGCACUAAAAGUGUUUGAAUCGAUGCUUUUCGACGAUUUGGCCUUGAAGAGACAAAAUUUCUCGACAAGCGUGAUUGCUGCGAUGGAGUUUGAGAGACACGAGGUAGUCCUAAGCAUUAUUGAUCGUGUACGGAAACAAGGCAAGUACAUCAGCAUCGAGGAAUACGAAAAGAUUCAAGAGUGCUUUGAACACGAUGAAAAAUGGCGAUCGACAAUCGAGUUGCUGUCUACAGUGACGCGGAACAGAUUUAGCUGA